AUGGCCGGCGUGUCCGUGUCGGAUACGUAUCCAACACGGACACGCAUUCAGGACGGGGGAACGGCGUGUCCCUUUUCCCAGUUUCCGGCUGACGAGGGCGGAUGCGGGUCGAGACGGGCAGAAGCGGGUUGGACGCGGGCAGACGCGAUUUUUUUGCGUUUUUCAGUUCCUUUUACUCAGUCCCAACUCCAAAAAUCCGAUGCCCUAACAUUUUCAGCUCCAAUCGACCCCCCUUCUCAUGUUUUCUGCUGUAGCUUCACCGCCUGUGCUUCUAAUUCUCGUUCUUCAUCUCUCACGUUUAUUCAUGGUUCACGCUGCGUCGCUGCCUCACCCGCUCUGCUCUGCCUCUACCUAUUCACAAUUCACGUUGAUUCUCGACCAUCUGCUCUGCCUCUACCUCACCGUCGUUCUUCAGCUUCAUUGGUAAUUUAUUCUGUAUGGGAGCUGCUAGCUCCAGUGGUACGGUGUUUCCCGGCGAGAACGACCACACUGUGGAACCAGGUGGUGAUAAUUGGGUUAAAGGGGAAUGAUGCAGGAUCUGUAGCGCGUGAGGAGAACGCGCCACCUAGAUGUAGGAAUUACCGAGGCGUGAGGCGUCGGCCGUGGGGAAAGUUCUCUGCGGAGAUCCGGGAACCGCAGAAGAACGGGGCAAGGACAUGGCUUGGAACCUAUGAGAGCGAGGAGGACGCAGCUUUGGCUUAUGAUAGAGCUGCUUUCAAGAUGCGUGGUGGAAAAGCCAAGCUCAAUUUCCCACACCUUAUUGGAUCGGAGCCACCGCCGGAGCCGGCAAGAGUGGUCAUUAGAGACAAGCGGUGCAGCUCGCUGGAACUUUCGUCGCCGUCUAACUGUACAUCCGAGGAUGAUGGAUCUCAAGGGUCAAGUAAGAAGAUAAGCCUGGCCGGUCUAUUGAACAAGUUAGCAACAAAUGGAAGCCACGUCGGAUUCCGUUGA
This is a messenger RNA of Prosopis cineraria, 951 nucleotides long. RefSeq lists its product as uncharacterized. The coding region runs from base 1 to 951 and encodes 316 amino acids. Lineage: Eukaryota; Viridiplantae; Streptophyta; Magnoliopsida; Fabales; Fabaceae. The transcript has 2 exons. Gene Ontology annotation, biological process: ethylene-activated signaling pathway; regulation of DNA-templated transcription. Gene Ontology annotation, molecular function: DNA binding; DNA-binding transcription factor activity. The record is from RefSeq and is a predicted model, not a curated record.